This is a messenger RNA of Limulus polyphemus (Atlantic horseshoe crab), 599 nucleotides long. RefSeq names its product catenin alpha-like. Gene Ontology annotation, molecular function: actin filament binding; beta-catenin binding. Gene Ontology annotation, cellular component: catenin complex; adherens junction. The transcript is spliced from 3 exons. Gene Ontology annotation, biological process: cell migration; cell-cell adhesion. The annotation marks the transcript as partial. The record is from RefSeq and is a predicted model, not a curated record. NCBI's taxonomy places the organism in Eukaryota, Metazoa, Arthropoda, Merostomata, Xiphosura, Limulidae.
AUCUUCCUUAAUUAGAGAUUAAGAAUGAAAAGAUUUCGCUGGAUAAACUUAAUGUAUCAAUAUAUAUACAAAAAUAACUUAAAAGUACAUAAUAUCUCAUUAUCAGGUGAUGCUGGUAUAUUAUUAUUAGGCCUUAGGCUUAAAAUUUAAAUACGCUGAUACAGUGAUAGAACAGGCAACUAACAAUAACAACUGGGGAAGUCCGAGAGUUCAGACUUCAGUAUAAACUCACACUCUCAUUGUCACAAUGAUGUCUGACGAUCCAGGAACGGUUAUUGGAGCGAACGUAAGGAAUCUCAUAAUGACUAACGAUGGUCUUCUAGGUGGAAUGGCACUGAAGUGGGACCCCAAAAACUUAGAAAUAUGUACCCGCUCAGUUGAGAAAACCCUGGAGCCUCUUGUCAUCCAGGUUACAACCUUAGUCAAUACUAAAGGACCAUCCAAAAAGAAAAAGGGUCGUUCGAAACGAGCUCAUGUCUUGGUGGCUGCUGUUGAGAAAGCCACAGAAAAUUUCAUUCAGCAAGGUCAGGAUAUUGCGAGUGAAAAUCCUGACAUACAACAUGAAAUGUUAUCUGCUGUUGAAGAAGUCCAAAAAACAG